CCUCCAGUCCACCCUGAAGUUGCAGAAAUCCUUCGGAAGUCUAAACCACAGAAGGUUGGAGAUAAAUGGCAUAAGCCCAAGAUCAGUGCUAGAAGAUUGGCAGAUUUGAGGAAACAAUAUAUAGCUAAAGGUUUUUACUGGCCUGAGAAACCCAUGGUGGAUAGGGGUCUGGACAGGAUGCCGAAAGGACAUAAGUACGAGAAAAGGAAGGAAGAAAGGUGUGUGAGAAUUUUGUCAUUUUACAUAUAAAGCCUGUAUUCCUGUCACUCCCGGAGCUUAUCAUCAAAACCUAUGGUGUAGUUCUCACUUUUGAAUCUGUACAAAACUAAGACAUGUGACCAUUCAAAUGAAACCUCUUCAGCAGUACCUUUUAGUUUCUAGCUUGGUGCCACUUGAGUGUUUUAUGCACUUUCAUUGUUUUGGCUUUAGAGUCUACGGGUGAAAUCCUAUGGUACACGUAUAACCAUUCAAAUGAAACUUCUUCGGUAGUUACUACUUUCAUGCGAUACUAUUUAUCUGUAAAGUAAAAAUUGAGACUUGUGGCCGUCUUAGGAGUGAAAAGUUCAGCCAGACUAUCCUCUACGCUAUUUUACCUUGGUGGUUUGACCCAAGUUUUCAUUCCAAACUUUAAAAACAGAUGGACUUAACGUAGCUGAACAUCAAAAGUAAAUUAGCUUCUUGCCAUUUGCCAUAAUUACUAUACCCUAACUUCCUUUAGCCUGCAUUUCAGGUGCUUUCUUUGGGUGUGCAAAUAACUGUCAUGUUAAAUUCAAAAAAAAGUAGUUUGGGCAAGUCAAAGAGAUGGUGUAAUCCUUCUUGGUGACAAAAUAAAAAAUGCAGCCACUCAUUAUCAACAUAAACAAGCAGCUCUCACCCACUCAAGAAUUAUGCCUGCAGGCUAAAGCUGCUUGGAAACUCUACCCCAGAUUCACAGAGGCUGGCAGUACCCCACACACCUAGUCUGUGCUUAGGCUUAAUUCUCGCUAUCCCCCGAGUGUGGUCUUUGAUGGUCCCCGAAGAGGCGAUGAGGGGAUUUCGGGGGGGGGGGGGGGGAGGGGGGGGUGGCUGUUUUUCUCUAAAGGGGGGGGGGGGACUUUGUGGGGUGGGGCUGUCCCCCCCUUGUNCCCCCCCCCCCCCCCUUCCAUUUUCCCUACCUAAUGCAGAGGCUCUAAUAUGGACCUUUGUGCUGACAACAUUUCAGGCUGGCGAAGAUUGAGGAGAACAUGAAGAACAUGCCGAAAAUUAUUGAGGAUUAUCGUAAAAGGAUGCAUGAGCUCAGGGCAAAACGAAAAGAAGAAAAAGAGCAAGCAAAACUCAAAGCACUUGAGGCACAAAGACUUGGACUUAACUUACGUGAUCCACGAGCUUUGCAGAUAUUAGGUGGACAGGAGAAGAAAUCUAAUAAGAAAAAGUUCCAAAAGAAGACGUGA
Molecule: messenger RNA, 1430 nt
Organism: Porites evermanni
Lineage: Eukaryota; Metazoa; Cnidaria; Anthozoa; Scleractinia; Poritidae
Source: the annotation of a GenBank genome assembly